AUGUCCGUAUCAGCAAUAGAUUUCCAGCUUCGAGCUUUACCUGCCGACGUAUUACCAAGAUUUUUCAAAAUGCUAACAGAGGUUCUGAAAACUAAAAAGAAUUUCGACCUUGUACAAGCAUAUCUCGCCGCAGCCAUAAAAAUUCAUAGGGCAACGCUUUGGCUAGGAGAAGAAAAUGGUGAAGACGAGCUAGCAAAAGUGCUGGAAGAACUUUCAACGGAAGAAGAAUGCAUAUGGUCAGAUUAUGACCAAGUAAUGGUUGAAAAUGCCUCUGUCACGCUAUGGGUAAAAAAUGCGCUUUUAUAA
Strongylus vulgaris is the source of this 306-nucleotide messenger RNA. The record is from the annotation of a GenBank genome assembly. Lineage: Eukaryota; Metazoa; Nematoda; Chromadorea; Rhabditida; Strongylidae.